Molecule: messenger RNA, 3720 nt
Organism: Dichotomopilus funicola
Lineage: Eukaryota; Fungi; Ascomycota; Sordariomycetes; Sordariales; Chaetomiaceae
Exons: 2
Coding region: 1-3720 (1239 amino acids)
Biological process (GO): protein phosphorylation; intracellular signal transduction
Cellular component (GO): cytoplasm
Molecular function (GO): protein serine/threonine kinase activity; ATP binding
Source: RefSeq, a predicted model, not a curated record
AUGGACCCUCAACCACCACGACCGCCGUUUCAUCGGCCCUCGCACCCACGUCUUCACAAUAUCCUCCCCCCUCCUCCACCGCCGCCGCCGCAUAUCCCACAGCGAACCGCCAAUAGCACCCCGGUGUCCUCGCCAGGCCUCUUCAGCCCGUCCAUUUCUCGGCCGAGCAUGACCUUCACCUCGCAGCCCGGCUCGGAGACGGCGACACCGGGGAGCUCGAACUUUCCGUUUCUACACCCGUUACAAGUACAGAGCCACAAAGUCCGGGAAACACACAAGGCGAACGUUGAACACGAUUACACUACCGGCCGGAAACACAUCAACAACUACGAGAUCAUCGAGGAGCUGGGUCGAGGCGUUCACGGCAAGGUCAAGCUCGCUCGGAAUGUGGAGAAUGGCGAGCACGUUGCUAUCAAGAUCAUCCCACGCUUCUCUAAGAAGAGACGUUUGGGGAAAGUCACGGCAAUGUCCACUCAAGAUAAGAGCAAAAAGGAGAUUGCUAUCCUGAAGAAGAUCCGUCACCCGAACGUUGUCGCCCUGCUCGAGGUUAUCGACGACCCCGAGCUGAAGAAAAUUUACAUGGUGUUGGAACAUGUCGAACUGGGUGAGGUGGUCUGGAGGAAGAAGGGGCUCCCACACAUCUGCGAGUACGAACGGCGACGCAUUGAACGCGAAACCCGGGGUGUGAACUCCACGCCCGAGGAGGAUCGUUUUGAGCGGUUUCUGUUGCAGCGUCAAGCGGCCAAGGACUCACAGCGGGCAAAACUACGAGCCCUAGCACAGAAGCCUUCGGCCGACUUUUGGAGUCUCGAGUACGGCCCCGCGGACGAUGAGGAACUCGACUCUCGCGUCGGUUCUCUGGGGAGGGAGGACACGGGGCUCUCGGCCAUCCGCCCUGCUUUGUCAGAAACGAGUUCAAUCCCAUCGAGAGCCACCUCAAGGGCACCGUCUCGCUCCACAUCUGUGAAAUCGUUUACUAAGUUCACCGGACCGCAGGUUGCUUUCGCGACCCAGAACGAAGAACCAGAGACACCCGGUGCGUUGCCAAUCAGGGCCAAACCGACCUCGUCCACGGCCCUGGACGGCACCAUGUACGGGGCAUAUGUCGACGACCCCACUGCUCGGGGGCGAUCUCCCAGCAUGGCGGACUCCUUUACGUCCCACAUGUCUUCCUUCGACUUUAACAGGGUCCAUGACCCCUACGUCGACGAUUUCUCUUACGUACCCUGCUUCACCAUGGACCAAGCUAGGAACACAUUCCGGGAUACAGUCUUGGGCCUCGAGUAUCUCCACUAUGAAGGCGUUGUCCACCGAGACAUCAAGCCCGCAAACUUGCUCUGGACUAGGGAGCAGAGGGCCAAGAUUGCGGACUUUGGUGUGUCCUACUUUGGUAGGCCUGUCCGCGAUGGUGAACCCGACGACACCAUCUCGGAGUCGGAAGCUCGGGACUUUGACAACGAUCUCGAGCUCGCCAAGACGGUCGGCACGCCCGCCUUCUUUGCACCCGAGCUCUGUGCCACCGAUCUCUACGACGCGCCGCCCGACAAGCAGCCCCGAGUCAGCGAACAGAUUGACGUUUGGUCGCUGGGUGUUACACUGUACUGCUUGAUCUACGCUCGCCUACCAUUCCUCGCCGAGGACGAAUGGCAGAUGUUCAAGAAGAUCGCGAACGAUGCGGUUUACAUUCCCGACAAGCGGCUUCGCCCUGUCGACCCGUCCACGAAACCCAGCGAGAAAUCUCUUUAUACCCGUGUCAAUGGGCCGCCGUACCGCGACGACGACGAGCUUUCGUACGAAGAGAUUGAGCCCGAGCUUCAGGACCUCCUGAGGAAAAUGCUCACCAAGAAUCCUGAAAAGAGGAUUCGGCUGCGCGAUGUCAAGAGACAUCCCUGGGUCAUGCACGGCAUAGAUGCCAUGCUCUGGCUUGACGAUACCGAUCCUUCUAGGCGAACAUCGGGCAAGAAGAUUCAAGUCGAUGAGAAGGAAAUCACCCGGGCUGUUGUCCCCCUAAGCUUGAUGGAGCGCGCUAGAUCCGUGGUUAAGAAAGCGGUGGGCAAAGUCAUGCAUCCACGGGGAGACCGCGCAGAGAGCGUCUCAUCAAGGAGGCGGGCGGCUAGCAGCGCGGCUAGUUCUGCCGGAGAUAUCACUAACCUCAUCACUCCUCACCUACGAGAUAGCCGCAGGCGAAGUCUGCGGCCUGACGACUACUUCUCAACCCCGAUCAAUCCGGGGAGCGGACACCCCCUAACACAGAGCGUCCUAGCGAGCCCUGAGGCCGGGUCACCCCCCGUCCCAUCCCCGCUCCAUCAAUCCUCCUUAGCCGGCAGCCCCGGAGCCCGCCGACGUCUCGAACUCGUCACAACCCUCGCGGGUAGGGAGGACUAUUGGGGUCGACCGGCUUGCGUCUCCGCUUCGGCCUCGCCUCACCGGCCAACUACCCGUCAUGGGCAGUCUCGGUCCAUCACAAACACUUUUCUACCUCUGACCCCAACGCCGAUUGAAAGCCAAACUGUUCCGCCCACCCCGCUCUUCGACAGUCCGGUAGACGAUCCUAGCAAUGCACUCCGAAAGGCACGGGAUACGAAGCCCAACACCGACGACCUUGGCCGAGCCAGGUCUGUUGAUCGCGGGUUAUUCGCCAGCAACGACAAACGUGCAGAACCUAGGGUGGCGCUUAGUACCGCCGUUGCUCCUGGAAAUCUGCACUUCAACCCUCAACCCCGCUCAAUGCGUUCCAUCGAAUUUUUCCGAGCUCUCGACCAUGCCGUCCCUGCUGUGCCCCUACCGUCCGUUUCCCCCUUGUCUGCCUUCAAAUCCGACCCCAACAUGCACCAUAAGCAACGACGCCUAGCUAGUUUGGAAGAGCGGCCGAUGACGGCCGGCCGUGUCGGGGCUGUGGGGCAGCCAUCAACGCCCGAGCCGACCCUCCCCCCAUGCCCACCAUCCCCGACUGGCGAUCCGUUCCCCGUAUUAUCCCUCUCCAAACAUGAUACCGUUGUGACAGCGAGGUCAUCAAGCUCUGCGGCAUCCAUGGGCGCACUCACCACUCCGUUGACGAGCCCGAGCGAAUCAGCAAGUCCCAUCUAUGGGCUCAACAACCAGAUGACCAAGGAGGUGGCGGAUCGGAUGUUGGCAUUCCAAUCCGACCCGUCGCUGCCGGCUCUGCUCAGCAGUACAAGUUCCGUCUCAGCCGAUCCGGAGGGCGAGUUCCUCGGCAACCCUGGUGUGGUGGGACGGCCCUCCGUUAUUGACACAACCGACUCCCUUACGCCACCUGCCUUCGCCAAGGAGCCUAUCUCGGGGUUCCCUCUCGGACUACGGGACACGUCGGAGGAGGCCGUUCACUUUGGCACCGGCCGUGCUGCGGAUCGCCCUCCAGAAAGCAUCCGUCUCCCUGCUAGUCGGCGGGGCUCGCAAAGUCGUCGGGAUGACGAUGACGAUGACGACGAUGGUCAUAGUAGCGACAGCGAUGAGGGGCUGACCAUGGCCAGGAAAAAGAAGAAGCCAGCCCCGGUUACGGCCCCGGACCAGACCCCUAUUCCCGCCCCUAUCACUCACACUACUACCCCAUCUUCACAGGAUCUGCAAACACCGGCGCUGGGGGUAGGGAGGUGGGUUGGCCAUUCGCGGAGACGGGAUACAAACGCGAGCGUGGGCAGUACCGAUACCGCUAAGAAGAUGUUCAUUAUGGACCCUGACGAGCCGGCUACCGGGAGUUGA